Myotis davidii is the source of this 799-nucleotide messenger RNA. Its product is annotated as splicing factor U2AF 35 kDa subunit-like. Gene Ontology annotation, cellular component: U2AF complex; spliceosomal complex. Gene Ontology annotation, biological process: mRNA splicing, via spliceosome. The record is from RefSeq and is a predicted model, not a curated record. Lineage: Eukaryota; Metazoa; Chordata; Mammalia; Chiroptera; Vespertilionidae. Bases 53 to 799 code for a protein of 248 amino acids. Gene Ontology annotation, molecular function: metal ion binding; pre-mRNA 3'-splice site binding. The transcript has a single exon.
GGUCGGACCCCAACAACUGGUCCGCAGAGCUGUUGGCGGCUGCCGGUGGGAAAUGGCGGAGUAUUUGGCCUCCAUCUUCCACACCGAGAAGGACAAAGUCAACUGUUCAUUUUAUUUCAAAAUUGGAGCAUGUCGUCAUGGAGACAGAUGCUCUCGGUUGCACAAUAAACCAACCUUUAGCCAGACCAUUGCCCUCUUGAACAUUUACCGUAACCCUAAAAACUCUUCCCAGUCUGCUGACGGUUUGCGCUGUGCUGUGAGCGAUGUCGAGAUGCAGGAACACUAUGACGCGUUUUUUGAGGAGGUUUUCACAGAAAUGGAGGAGAAGUACGGUGAGGUGGAGGAGAUGAAUGUUUGUGAUAACCUCGGAGAUCACCUCGUUGGAAACGUGUAUGUGAAGUUUCGCCGUGAAGAAGAUGCGGAGAAAGCUGUGAUUGAUUUGAACAACCGCUGGUUCAACGGGCAGCCCAUCCACGCUGAGCUUUCCCCCGUGACCGACUUCCGGGAAGCCUGUUGCCGCCAGUAUGAAAUGGGAGAGUGUACACGAGGCGGCUUCUGCAACUUCAUGCAUCUGAAGCCGAUUUCCAGAGAGCUGCGGCGGGAGCUGAAUCCAGGUCCGGGUCCCAGGAGCGUCUCUCUCGGUCUAGAGACCCGGGUUGUGGUGGUGGCGGAGGUGGUGGCAGAGGCGGUGGGGGACGGGAGCGUGACAGGAGGCGGUCAAGAGAGCGUGAGAGAUCUAGGUGAUUCUGAGCCAGGCCAUUUUUACCGAUGUCUGCUAGCAAGUGUUGUAGUUGAUUGA